AUGGCGGGGUUGAAUGGCAAUUGGCAGGUUGGAGCAGCAAAUCUUCUGGUUGACACUCGACAACGUAAUGACGCCAAGAACUGCUUCGAGGACCGAAAAGUUGAGCAAUCUGAAUCUUCCGCGUUCCAAAAAUCCCUGGGCUUUCUGAGGGAAAUUGUGACAACCAAGCGACAAACUCUGCAAGGACUGCGCAGCGGGCACUCUUUCGGGAAGGGCCGUGGGGCAGCCAAGCACGACAUCCCGACGGAUGCUUUGCACUAUGCCGCAGCCAUCUAUCCCGCUACGAUGAAGGUUCUCGACACGAUCGCCUACGCCGUAGCCGUACUUCCUCUGGCAGCCGCAGACUGGCAAUUCAAGUCUCGAACAGACCUGGCUCCGCCGCGUCUGAACAUCACAAUCCCCGCGACUGCAGACGUCGAAAAGGGUUAUCUCUUCGUGGCACCGUUCCCAGGUCAAUGGGCUGAGCCCCAGUUUCAUGGCCCGCGUCAGGAGGGACCAUAUAUCUUCCGCGAUGACGGCGAGCUCGUCUGGUCUGGGUAUACCUACUAUUCUGUCUGGGCAGCCAACUUCCAAGCUGCCCGAUGGAAGGGCCAGGAUGUGCUGUUCAGCUUUGAGGGCGACCACAACCCGGCCUAUGGACAUGGACACGGGCAUGCGACUAUUCUGAAUCAGCAUUAUGAGACUGUUCGCGAGCUGCGAGCGGGUAACCAUAAGCUCAUGGAUAAGCAUGAGUUCCAUGUGAUCGAUGAGAAAACUGCCCUGAUCCAAGUGUACCAGCCGAUCCCAAUUGACCUGAGUCGAUGGGGUGGCAGAUCAGAGCAGCAGUGGAUUGUGGAUGCUAUCUUCCAGGAAUUGGAUCUUCAAACUGGUGAACUACUCUUUGAGUGGUCCAGCCUUGAGCAUGUCAGUCCGGAUGAAGCCGUCCUUCCUCUGAACCCUGGCCAGGCCGGUGCGGGCUACAAUUCCUCUGAUGCAUGGGACUAUUUCCACAUCAACUCGGUUGACAAAGAUGCGGAGGGUAACUACCUGAUCUCCGCCCGAGAUGCCUGUGCCGUCCACAAGAUCAACGGUACCACCGGUGAGAUUAUCUGGCGUUUGGGUGGUCUCCGAUCGGACUUUGACCUGGGACCCAAUGUCCGGUUCUGCUUCCAGCACCACGCUCGAUUCCUCUCCCAGGAAGGCAACGAAGAGAUCAUCUCGCUGUUCGACAACUCCGCCCAUGGCACGGAGAACCACCGCGGGCACGAAGUCCAUACGCACCCCUUCUCGCAGGGUAAGAUUAUCUCCGUCAACACGGCUACCUGGACCGCACGGACCGUUCAGGCGUUCCAACCCCCUGACGGGCUCCUCGCAAAGUCGCAGGGCAGCACUCAGAUCUUGCCUAACGGCAACGCCUUAGUCAACUGGGGCUCUGAAGGAGCCAUGACGGAGUUCCGACCGGACGGAACCCCCAUCUUCCACGCUUACAUGGACUCGGAUCUGCUUGGCGAAGGGGUCCAGAACUAUCGCGCAUUCCGGUACAACUGGACCGGUCUACCGAUCGAAGAGCCUGCCAUUAUUGCCCAGAAGACCUCGUCGGGGACUGCGGUGUAUGUGUCGUGGAACGGGGAUACAGAGACCGCGCUCUGGCGAUUCUACGCGGUGACCGACCGGUAUGGAUCACGAUCAUUCCUGGGCGAGGCGCAGCGCCAGGGCUUCGAGACGGAGUUCUUCUUGCGCGGGUAUUCGUACAAGCAUGUCUCGGCAGAGGCUGUCUCGGGUACUGGCCGCGUGUUGAAAAACACCCAAGUGGUGCGUCUUCAGGAUGAGGUGGUGCCUCCGACCGCGAAUGGCUUUGGGGGUAGCCCAGCUGCUUGGCGGCAAUUGGUGCUACAUGACUAA
Molecule: messenger RNA, 1881 nt
Organism: Penicillium canariense
Lineage: Eukaryota; Fungi; Ascomycota; Eurotiomycetes; Eurotiales; Aspergillaceae
Product: arylsulfotransferase family protein
Exons: 4
Coding region: 1-1881 (626 amino acids)
Source: RefSeq, a predicted model, not a curated record